UGUGGUAUCGCGCACAUGUGAUUAGCCAGAAGUUUCUAGCACGCAUCUUUAGCUUCCAGCAGAGCUACGGUUGAUAUUCAGCUCUCAGACCCAGCCGCUGGUUUUAUUUAGAGCACGACAUCAUCCUGUGAUCCGGGGGGAACAAUGUCUGUGAUUGAUGAGGAGCGCGUGCGUGGCGGCCUGUUUAAGGAUAUUGACGCCGAAGAUGAAGAUGCUCAGCCCACUGAAGUCGAGAGUUUGUGCAUGAACUGUUACGAGAACGGAAAGACUCGUCUUCUGUUAACCAGAAUCCCAUUCUUCAGGGAAAUCAUCAUCAGUUCCUUUACAUGUCAUCACUGCCACUGGACCAACACAGAAAUACAGUCUGCGGGUCGAAUUCAAGAGCAGGGCGUCUCCUAUACUCUCAGAAUAAAGUCCAAACAGGAUAUGAACCGUGAGGUAGUGAAGACAGACAGUGCCACUACCAGAAUCCCUGAGCUGGACUUUGAAAUCCCUGCAUUCACACAGAAAGGCUCGCUGUCCACUAUUGAGGGACUCCUCGACAGAGCAGUAGCAGGAUUAGAACAAGAUCAACCAAUAAGACGGGCAACUGAUCCAGAUGUAGCAGACAAAAUAGACCAAUUUAUUCAGAGACUAAAAAAGUUAAAAGAUGUGGAGGAAGAAUUCACACUGAUAAUUGACGAUCCUUCAGGGAACAGUUUUGUUGAGAAUCCAUUUGCGCCACAGAAGGACCAGUCACUCUCAGUGACUCCUUACAAACGGACAAAGGAACAGAAUGCUGCCCUCGGAAUACAGGAAUCUGAGCCAGAGCCGGAUGAAAAGCCUGGCAGUGAUCUGGAGACAAUGAGGAACGAAGUCCUUGUUUUCAACACCAACUGCCCAGAGUGCAAUGCUCCGGCCUCAACAAACAUGAAACUUGUCCAAAUCCCACAUUUCAAAGAAGUAAUCAUCAUGGCCACCAACUGUGACAGCUGUGGACAUCGAACUAAUGAGGUAAAAUCUGGGGGCGCCACAGAGGAGAUGGGGACCAGAAUUACUCUUCACCUCACAGACGUCUCCGACAUGUCCCGAGAUCUGCUGAAGUCAGAGACGUGUAGCGUGCUGAUUCCAGAGCUCGAGUUUGAGUUGGGUAUGGCAGCAUUGGGAGGGAAGUUCACCACUCUUGAAGGUCUCCUUAAGGAUAUCAAAGAAUUGGUGGUAAUGAAAAACCCCUUCAUCUGUGGAGACAGCUCCACCACUGACACAUCGGAGAAACUGGAGCUCUUUGGAAAAAAGAUCGACAAGAUUAUGGCAGGAGAAAUGGAUGUCCACAUUGUCCUGGAUGAUCCAGCGGGAAAUAGUUAUCUGCAGAACGUGUACGCUCCAGAUCCUGACCCUGAGAUGAAGAUUGAGCAGUACACAAGAACAUUUGAGCAGAAUGAGGAUUUGGGAUUGAACGACAUGAAAACAGACGGUUAUGGCGAAGUGCAGAAUUAAAAGCUUUAAUCCAACUGCUAAAACGGACAAGUUUUGAGGGUAAAACUGCUGGCCUGCUUUUUUGUUCGCUAUUGAUUUAUCAAAAAAAAAAAAA
Pygocentrus nattereri (red-bellied piranha) is the source of this 1570-nucleotide messenger RNA. It is a transcript of the gene zpr1, whose product is annotated as ZPR1 zinc finger. The transcript has 13 exons. Bases 145 to 1476 code for a protein of 443 amino acids. The record is from RefSeq and is a predicted model, not a curated record. Gene Ontology annotation, cellular component: nucleus; cytoplasm. Gene Ontology annotation, molecular function: zinc ion binding. Lineage: Eukaryota; Metazoa; Chordata; Actinopteri; Characiformes; Serrasalmidae.